AUGCCUUCCAACAGUGAAGAUACAGCCCAGCUCUCCGGCACAACAUACACAUCCAACAUCGCUUCUCCUUCUCCUCCUCCUCAUCCGAGUUCUGUCAGUGCCCCAAACUAUGGCACUUUUGAUCCUCAGCUUCACAACCAGGAUCAUCAACACCUCCUCUCGUGCCUCGAAUCCUCAUUAGAGGCAUGCUUCGAGAUCUGUUUGGAUGAGGACGACAAUGAUUCCUCCUCCUCUUCUAGCUCCUAUUUCCUCUCGGCGCAACAAAGCGAAGGCUCAUCAACAUCGUACCCACCUUCGCUCUCUUCAGAAGACUCUUUUGCGGAAACAGGCUCCUUCCGCUUUGAAGACCAAUCAAGCGAUUCUGAAGCCACACUAGAGGGGAGAAGGCCGGGAAAGGACUUUGGAUAUAGAAAGGCAUGCUUCGAGAUCUGUUUGGAUGAGGACGACAAUGAUUCCUCCUCCUCUUCUAGCUCCUAUUUCCUCUCGGCGCAACAAAGCGAAGGCUCAUCAACAUCGUACCCACCUUCGCUCUCUUCAGAAGACUCUUUUGCGGAAACAGGCUCCUUCCGCUUUGAAGACCAAUCAAGCGAUUCUGAAGCCACACUAGAGGGGAGAAGGCCGGGAAAGGACUUUGGAUAUAGAAGUCACGAGCCAAUGCAAUAUCCGGGAAAUGGAGGGUCCUGAGCAAUCACGCCAUGUUUGUUUCACGCCAUGUUUGUUUCACGCCAUGUUUGUUUCACGCCAUGUUUUGAGUUUUUUAAUUCCGUGAUGGUAAACAAAAAACGUUAUAUUCGAUAGCUGUAGCGUACCAGACAGCCCUUCGACAAUGCUCAUAUUUAGCAUUUAGUGUAAUAAACUGAGUUCAAAAUCUAGACCCAACCUGCGCCAUGUAUGUGUAUGUGUCCCAUUAUACCAUAGAAACCAAACUAGGUAGCCAUUAACUUUUGAAUCUACGUCCAUCAUCAGGUCAGCACGCGAGCCUAUUCCCGAGGGUCUGGAUAACUUACGUGCAAUAUGUCGUAUCUCCAUGUAAAACAAAUCACUGAAUCUCAACAUCCUCGCCCUCUUGCGCCGCCUUUUCCUCAACAACCGGAGCAUCUAUCCUCAUAUUAGCCUCUUUUCUCGCCCCAUUCCAUCAUUUCAUGGCGCUAAAUCUUCAAAUCGUC
Messenger RNA from Trichoderma asperellum CBS 433.97, 1166 nucleotides. Lineage: Eukaryota; Fungi; Ascomycota; Sordariomycetes; Hypocreales; Hypocreaceae. The record is from RefSeq and is a predicted model, not a curated record.